AUGGCUUCAAAAAAUAAAUGCACAGCCUAUGCAGGUACGGUACCAAUGAAGGAAAUGCUACACUGCAAAUUUUGUGAGUUGGUGAUUCAUUGGAAGUGCGCUUCCAUUUCUGAGCAAACAAUGAAGGAUAUUCAACAAUGUACCGGUUUAAUAUGGUGUUGUAAUGGCUGUGUUGGACAGAUGGAGGCUUUCAAACCUGGCAGUCAGUUAAGCGUGAUGGGGGGCGAUACAAAAACGAUUCAUGAAAGCAAUGCGGUUAUUAUUAACCAAAUUAAAGAUUUGGGGGAAAAGUUUAAUAAAACGCUUGUCAAUGAUGAUUUGAACUUGGCGAUGAAAAACCUAGAAAGCAAAAUAACUAUGCUGCAAGAUGAACUGAAAAAUAUAAAAAACAUACAAAAUUGCAACAACGUCAUUAGUGGUCAAAUAAAGGAGAUAAAAACCAUCCUUGAUAAAAAAAUCACGGAAGAUAUUCUGGAUAAAAAAAUAAAUUCACUGCACGAUGGUCUUAGAAAGUCGUAUUCAGAUGCUGUGAAAGAUGUUGUUGGGAAGAAAGUUGAAACUGUAAAUAAUGAAGUGAUGAGUAUAAAUGAUGGAAUAAAGGCACUAAAAGAAGUGGUCAUUAGUACAAAGAAAACAAUUCAAUUAUAUAGUGAGGUUGAAGAAAGAUCGUUCAACUUUAUAAUUUUUAAAUUGAAGGAAAGUAACAACCUCAAUUUUAAUGAUAGCAAAAAAGAAGAUGAUGAUAAGAUUAUGCGCAUUCUUGGUGCAAUAACAGAUGAAAAAUUUGAUAUGUCAAAUGUUGUUAAACACUACAGAUUGGGCAAGAGAUCGGAUAAUGUCAGGCCGCUGUUGGUUAGACUGAAGCCAAAGGUUUUGAAAAACUUAAUUAUGGAAAGUCUAAAUAAUUUGAAAAAUUUAGAUGAUGAUCUGAAGGGAAUAGGUAUUGGCCACGAUAUGACAAAAGAUCAAAAAAUCAAGUGUAAAGAAUUGAUGAAUUUAGCGAGAGAGAAGGAGGCAGCUGAUAAAGAGGAUUUUGUUUACAGAGUGAGGGGCGAACCUGGAAAUUUGAGAAUAAUUCGAAUAAAAAAAAGAUUGCACUGA
This is a messenger RNA of Helobdella robusta, 1101 nucleotides long. RefSeq lists its product as hypothetical. Bases 1 to 1101 code for a protein of 366 amino acids. The transcript has a single exon. Lineage: Eukaryota; Metazoa; Annelida; Clitellata; Rhynchobdellida; Glossiphoniidae. The record is from RefSeq and is a predicted model, not a curated record.